AUGGCUGAGAAGUUAGAUAUUUCACAAACUUUACCCGAAUCACGUACCCCACGAACAAGACGAUUCUUUGAUUAUGAGUCUCAGCACGACGAACGACCUAGCGAUCCGAUGAAAAGGUUAGAAAUUGAAUUUUCCAACAAAUUAAGCGAUAUAGCGAUAUCAAGCCUACGCGAACGUUUCGAAAUGACCCAAAACGUUUGUGAACCAUUUAGUAUCAUCCGAAACUCGGAUAACUUUAUGAGAUUGGACAGAACCCAAAUUUUGACUAAGUCCAACGCUUUAGAAAAUUAUCUGACUGGUGAAGACGAGAACAGUGACAUUGAUGGUCGGGAGCUUGCCGAAGAACUGGAAUCUUUAAAAGCUUACUUCGUAGCCGCUGGAAUGACCGACUUGAGUGCACUCGUUAUGAUAUCGCACAUUAUUGAUAAAGGUCUGGAUGAGAUAUAUCCAAAUUUCACUGUGACCUUAAGAAUUUUCUUAACAUUACCAGUAACCUCCGCGUCGGGUGAAAGGACCUUCUCAAAACUAAAGCUCAUCAAAACUUAUCUGCGAUCCACUAUGUGCCAAGAUCGACUGAAUGGUUUAGCUGUGAUGUCAAUUGAGCAUGGAAUUUGCAACGAGUUGAAUUUCAGCGAUAUUAUAGCAUCUUUUGCGAACAAAAAAUCUCGAAAAGUCCCACUUUAA
Molecule: messenger RNA, 684 nt
Organism: Neodiprion virginianus
Lineage: Eukaryota; Metazoa; Arthropoda; Insecta; Hymenoptera; Diprionidae
Exons: 1
Coding region: 1-684 (227 amino acids)
Molecular function (GO): protein dimerization activity
Source: RefSeq, a predicted model, not a curated record